Molecule: messenger RNA, 1087 nt
Organism: Microdochium trichocladiopsis
Lineage: Eukaryota; Fungi; Ascomycota; Sordariomycetes; Xylariales; Microdochiaceae
Exons: 2
Coding region: 115-630 (171 amino acids)
Source: RefSeq, a predicted model, not a curated record
GAAAGAAUGGGUGGUGCACUGUGGCAAACAAAGUGGUUGCUUACUUCUGACAUAAUCCUGCAUUUGGACUGACGAGCUGACUGCAUAUGGUAGGUGUGUCGUGGCAAGUCAAGUAUGUACGCGCAUGCACAGAACAACCUUGGCCUUGGCCCCAGUUGCUUCGCUGCAGGAACGCUCGUCCGAGGCCACUAUCAUGCGUUCAUGUCAGUCCGGGGGGAUGGCGCUUGCUCGCAAGACCACCGUCCAGCCAGGACUCUUUUGGUUCUUCGAGCAAUACUGAACCCCACCUUCGUCGUCAGGGACUUUUCGAAGGGAUCCUUACUGAAAAUCCAUCACAAAAGGGACCCCAUCCCUCUCCACACAGCCCCCGACACGCGGGCACGGGAACAAAGACGCGGGAGCCUGGCCUUGGGCAUCAUAGAUACGGACCAUGACAUGACUCGAGCGACCCUACGGCCGGCAAGAUAUGCACCCCCAAGACGUCCCGCCCAGGCUUGGGCCUUUCUCUGCUUUGACCGCGUCAAGCCACAGUUCGGCAAGUACCCGACCGAGACGGGUGGGCUCCGAGGCGUUUCUCUGGCCCAGUCUUCUUUUGUUGUCCCUUUGGGCAGCUUGGCGGUCUACCCGUAGUCCGGUUGGCAGGGACAGAGCGAAACUUGUGCGGAGUGCCCGAAAGAGGCAAUUUCUACCGCCCGCCGUCGGGGAUCCUCUGACUCGGCCGAUGGUGACGGGAUCGUAAAUAAUCUGGGGUUUCUUCUCGCGGGUUCUUGUCAGGGAAGGCCUGGUAGGCGGGGUCCACAGUAUCGUUCUUGAUGUGCUGUCGUCAUGUGAUUUCCAUCACCUGCAAUCCAUCACUUGCGUCUUUCUUUGCGCCAUUCAACAGUUGUGCAAGUGAUUCUAAAGCCUGGGAACGGGGGGCUUUGUGUCGUGGUCUGUGGCGUGCCGGAAGCAAAGAGCAAGAGGGCGUUUAACAUAUCUCAACAAGGACUGAACCCGCACUGCCAGAGUGGUGAGCGACGGCUAGAUCUCGAGAAGGCAUUAAACAAGGCAGACCGUCAUAAACAAAUGCGAAUCGAAUGAAGCCAAC